AUGACCCAGUCAGCACCAGUUCAAGAGCAAGCGCAGAAAGUCGAAAAGACCCCCUUGCAAUUAAUUUCGCAGGGGACCUGCCUCCCUGGAAUACCCAAACAUCCCACAUUCGCUGCGCAAAGACAAUGGCAGUUGGAGAAGAUGGCACUGGCCUUUCGUGUAUUUGCACGAUUGGGUUAUACGGAUGGCAUGGCUGGCCAUAUCUCCGUGCGAGAUCCUGAAAAUCCACACACUUUCUGGACAAACCCUCUGGCAGUGCAUUUCGCUAUGUUGAAAGCUAGCGAUAUGAUUCUUGUCAACUAUGACGGUGUUCCCAUCGGAGGAAACAUGAGUCGACCAGCAAAUGCUGCAGGUUUCCUUAUCCACAGCGCAGUCCACAAGGCUCGACCAGAUGUUGUCGCCGCAUGCCAUACCCACAGCGUACAUGGUAUGGCAUGGAGUGUCUUUGGUCGACCUAUAGAGAUGAUCACACAAGACGCUGCAUACCUUUAUGGUGAUGCUCAGGCUGUAUACCAUGACUUUGGAGGCGUUGUUGUCAGCCAGGAAGAAGGUGAUAAGAUUGGCGCUGCCUUGGGACCCAAGGGCAAGGCUAUGAUUCUUCAGAAUCAUGGUCUUCUCACGGUUGGUACGACAGUCGACGAGGCCUGUUUUCUCAUGACUCUCAUGGAGCGGGCUAGUCAAUGCCAGUUACUUACGGAGGCUGCAGCGGCUAAUGGUAUCCCAAAGGUCCUCAUCUCCGAAGCGAGUGCAAAGUAUACGUUUGAGAAUUCAAGCGACCCUGAGACAUUGUACUGGGAGGGUCAGCCUGAUUUAGAGUAUGAAGAAUACAUAUGCAAAGGAGAGCAUAAGCUAUAA
Molecule: messenger RNA, 855 nt
Organism: Fusarium pseudograminearum CS3096
Lineage: Eukaryota; Fungi; Ascomycota; Sordariomycetes; Hypocreales; Nectriaceae
Exons: 5
Coding region: 1-855 (284 amino acids)
Cellular component (GO): cytoskeleton
Molecular function (GO): actin filament binding
Source: RefSeq, a predicted model, not a curated record